AUGCCUUCUCAAAAUGUCGCCUGUUCAAAUAUGCAGACAGAGGGAAAUGACGCUUUUCUUAACAAAACUAAAGCCCAAAUACGGAGGACUACACAAAAACUGCGCCGAACAAUGAUAACAACAACCGAUUGGCCUCCACCCAGAGUGAUUUUCAACACAGAAGUGACCACACCCCGGGACGAAAAUGGUCAGCGUUCAUCCACCUGGUCAUUCCCUUGCUGUUUUCAACGAAGUAGGAGCAAAUCACCCGAAGAUGAGGAACAUAAGAAUAGUAACCUCUCCAAAAUACUCAUGGGGCCUUAUAAGAAUGAAACUCGGAUGACGAAUAAUAAACUUAUGUUAAGAACCGAUGCAGAUGGAAGUCUAGUCUGUCCGGACAAUGUGGAUGUAAACAUGUUGAUUGAAGGAUUUCGGGAAUUCGAGCGAAGAUUUCAAUAUGGAACGCUUAUGCCUUUUGCGAAUGUCUUACCCUUUGCCAAUCUCGUCCGUGGACGUGAAGAAAUUCCUGAAAUUGAGGAAGAAGAUGAAGAAGAAGUGGAAGAAUGCAGAAAACCUGUGAGGAGUUCCAUUUUGAAGAAAUCAGGUGUCUGUGAAAAUCCAUUGAACGGAAGUGAAAAUUUUCAGGUCAACAAUGACGAUCAGAAGAAAGUCCUGGUUGUUGAAAGCAUAUGUGAAGCAUAA
Molecule: messenger RNA, 681 nt
Organism: Rodentolepis nana
Lineage: Eukaryota; Metazoa; Platyhelminthes; Cestoda; Cyclophyllidea; Hymenolepididae
Source: the annotation of a GenBank genome assembly